GGCAAUUGUAUUAUUAAGAUUUUUAAGCAUAAGUAAAAAGUUAACAAAAUGGCGCGUAUUAAAUGGCGUGCCAACUCCACACACAACAUACUCUCCACUUUAGCGUUACGCUGGUCCUAUAUGAAGCACUGCUGGCACUCGCUCACGUUCAAUGCACAUAUGGACUCUUCUUAUGGCGUUGAUGUACUGCUGACGCCCAUAAUUUGGUUUGUGGACAACUACACACAUUGUCUUGGUCCAUUCUUUGUUAUUGGUGUUGCUAUUUUAACCACUGCCGUCGUUAGCAUUGCCUAUUGGAUAGGAUUUCCCUUUUGGUGGGCAAAAAGCCAAGCGGUAACAAUUUUUCUGCUUGUUGUGGGCAAUUGGCUGCUGUUAAAUAUCAUAUUCCAUUAUGUGAUGGCUGUGAAAACUCCGGCUGGUCAUCCGCCGGAAGGUGUAUCCCUUGUAGAGGCGGUGAGCAUGUGUGCCAAGUGCAUUACACCCAAGCCGCCGCGUACUCAUCAUUGUUCAGUGUGUAAUCGUUGUAUUUUAAAAAUGGACCAUCAUUGUCCCUGGCUUAAUAAUUGCGUGGGAUAUGCCAAUCAUCGCUACUUUUUUCUCUAUAUGCUAUACACUACGGCAGGCUGCCUAUUUCUUAUUAUAGCAGGCUUGGAAAUAGGCCACAAGUAUCUUUGGCUGGAUCACACCGAAAGCUGGACGGAAGUCGAGCCUCUCGAGGGUCAGCCUGUGAAAUUUAACUUAAGCGGUCACGUAAUUCCAGUGACACAUCCACAUGAGUACGAUGAUAUACUAAUGCCGCCAGCUGUGCAUAAUUUGCCUACGCCAGUUGUAGACUUGGAGGCAUCAUCGGUCAUACGACGACGUGCUUUGUGGUUUAUGGCGUUUACCAAUGUGGCUGUAGUCAUGGCACUAGGCACUCUUUGCACUUGGCACGCAAAACUCAUUACAAGAGGAGAGACAAGCGUAGAGGCACACAUUAACCAAGCUGAGAGCAAGCGUUUGCUACAAGAAGAACGCAUAUACAUUAAUCCCUAUAACUUUGGCACUAAGAAGAACUGGAAACUCUUUCUAGGACUUGUGCGUGGCAGAUCUUUUUGGCGCACUGUGCUUUUGCCUUCGUGGCACAAGCCGGAGGGUAAUGGACUCAGCUUCCAUACUGUGCACGAUGCGCCCUUUGAAGAUGAGUGGCCAUAGUCCAUAGUCUGCGUUCCAACGCAGAAUGCAAGCUUUUGUGAUGUCAGCAUGGCAACAUAGUUUAAUUGCUAGCUACAAACGAUUCCAAUAGAUUAAAAUUUAAAAA
This is a messenger RNA of Drosophila busckii, 1300 nucleotides long. RefSeq names its product palmitoyltransferase ZDHHC16. The record is from RefSeq and is a predicted model, not a curated record. Lineage: Eukaryota; Metazoa; Arthropoda; Insecta; Diptera; Drosophilidae. Bases 49 to 1194 code for a protein of 381 amino acids. Gene Ontology annotation, molecular function: palmitoyltransferase activity. Gene Ontology annotation, cellular component: Golgi apparatus. The transcript has 7 exons. Gene Ontology annotation, biological process: protein palmitoylation.